Phycodurus eques (leafy seadragon) is the source of this 3366-nucleotide messenger RNA. RefSeq names its product sodium/potassium-transporting ATPase subunit alpha-1. Gene Ontology annotation, cellular component: membrane. The coding region runs from base 169 to 3240 and encodes 1023 amino acids. The transcript is spliced from 23 exons. Lineage: Eukaryota; Metazoa; Chordata; Actinopteri; Syngnathiformes; Syngnathidae. Gene Ontology annotation, biological process: intracellular potassium ion homeostasis; sodium ion export across plasma membrane; intracellular sodium ion homeostasis. Gene Ontology annotation, molecular function: P-type sodium:potassium-exchanging transporter activity; ATP binding; ATP hydrolysis activity. The record is from RefSeq and is a predicted model, not a curated record.
GCAGCCUAUCUUCUCUGCUUGGCCAAGAGGGAAUACUAGUGCUUAGAGAGAGAGAGAGAGCGAGAGAGAGAGAGAGAGAGAGAGAGAGAGAGAGAGAGAGAGAGGCGGAGUAGGAAAGUUGAAGUUAAAGACAAUUGGAUUGGCUGUUCUCGGACUUACACUGCAAGCAUGGGGCUGGGAAGAGGGAAGGAUGAGUACAAACUGGCAGCAACCUCUGAUGGCGGGGACAAGAAAAGCAAGAAGGCGAAAGAGAAAAAGAAUAUGGAUGACCUGAAGAAAGAAGUAGAUUUGGAUGAUCACAAGCUCACCUUGGAUGAGCUUCAUAGGAAAUAUGGAACUGACCUGGCCAGGGGUCUGUCCUCCUCCAAAGCACAGGAGAUUCUGCUCCGGGAUGGCCCGAACGCCCUCACGCCACCACCCACCACACCUGAGUGGGUGAAGUUCUGUAGACAGCUUUUUGGAGGUUUUUCUAUGCUUCUCUGGAUCGGUGCCAUCCUUUGCUUCCUUGCUUACGGGAUCCAGGCUGCUUCUGAAGAUGAACCUGCUAAUGACAAUUUGUACCUUGGCGUUGUGCUCUCUGCUGUUGUGAUCAUCACCGGUUGCUUCUCCUACUACCAAGAGGCCAAGAGCUCCAAGAUUAUGGAAUCCUUCAAAAAUCUGGUCCCACAGCAAGCCUUGGUUAUUCGUGAUGGCGAGAAGAAUAACAUAAAUGCUGAGGAUGUGGUGGCAGGAGACCUGGUGGAGGUAAAAGGUGGCGACAGAAUUCCCGCUGAUCUGCGAAUCGUCUCUGCCCAUGGUUGCAAGGUGGACAACUCCUCUUUGACUGGUGAAUCUGAGCCACAGACUCGUACUCCAGACUUCUCCAACGACAACCCACUAGAGACAAGGAACAUCGCUUUCUUCUCCACCAACUGCGUUGAAGGCACAGCCAGAGGAAUCGUCAUCAACACCGGAGAUCGCACUGUCAUGGGUCGCAUCGCUACCCUGGCGUCAAGUCUGGAAGGUGGCAAAACUCCCAUUGCCAUUGAGAUCGAGCACUUCAUCCACAUCAUUACUGGUGUAGCUGUCUUCCUGGGUGUGUCCUUCUUUAUCCUCUCCCUCAUUCUUGGGUACGGGUGGCUGGAGGCUGUCAUCUUCCUCAUUGGGAUUAUUGUUGCCAACGUGCCGGAGGGUCUCCUGGCAACUGUCACUGUAUGUCUGACUCUGACUGCCAAGCGUAUGGCUAAGAAGAACUGCUUGGUGAAGAAUUUGGAAGCCGUCGAGACCCUGGGCUCCACCUCCACCAUCUGUUCAGACAAGACUGGAACCUUGACCCAAAACAGGAUGACAGUUGCCCACAUGUGGUUCGACAACCAGAUUCAUGAGGCAGACACCACUGAGAACCAGAGUGGGACAUGCUUUGACAGGAGCUCUGACUCCUGGGCUGCCCUGGCUAGAAUUGCUGGACUAUGUAACCGUGCUGUCUUCUUGGCAGAGCAGAGCAACAUUCCCAUCCUAAAGAGGGAUGUAGCCGGAGAUGCCUCUGAGGCUGCCCUGCUCAAAUGCAUUGAGUUGUGUUGUGGAUCUGUCAAAGACAUGCGAGGCAAAUACCAAAAGGUUGCUGAGAUCCCCUUCAACUCCACUAACAAGUACCAGCUCUCCAUCCAUAAGAACUCAACCCCGGGAGAGACCAAACAUCUGCUGGUCAUGAAAGGUGCCCCAGAGAGGAUUUUGGAUCGCUGCUCCACAAUCAUGGUACAGGGCAAAGAACAGCCACUAGAUGAGGAAAUGAAAGACGCUUUCCAGAAUGCCUAUGUUGAACUGGGAGGACUUGGAGAGAGAGUGCUUGGUUUCUGCCAUUUCAAUUUGCCUGAUGACCAGUUCCCAGAGGGCUUUGCAUUUGACACUGAUGAGGUAAACUUUCCCACUGAGAAGUUGUGCUUUAUUGGCCUCAUGUCCAUGAUCGAUCCUCCUCGUGCUGCUGUGCCAGAUGCUGUUGGCAAAUGCAGGAGUGCUGGAAUCAAGGUUAUUAUGGUAACAGGUGACCAUCCAAUCACAGCCAAGGCCAUCGCGAAGGGCGUGGGCAUCAUCUCUGAGGGCAAUGAGACCGUUGAAGACAUUGCAGCUCGCUUGAAUGUUCCAGUGUCAGAGGUCAAUCCCAGGGAUGCUAAGGCCUGUGUUGUCCAUGGCGGGGAGCUGAAGGAGAUGACCACAGAACAGCUUGAUGACAUCCUGAAGUACCACACUGAGAUUGUUUUUGCCAGAACCUCCCCUCAACAGAAACUAAUCAUUGUGGAAGGCUGCCAGCGACAGGGAGCCAUUGUUGCUGUGACUGGUGAUGGCGUCAAUGACUCUCCAGCUCUGAAGAAGGCCGACAUUGGUGUCGCCAUGGGGAUUGCCGGAUCUGACGUCUCCAAGCAGGCAGCUGACAUGAUCCUGCUCGAUGACAACUUUGCCUCCAUUGUUACAGGAGUAGAAGAAGGCCGUCUGAUCUUUGACAACUUGAAGAAGUCCAUUGCUUACACACUAACCAGCAACAUUCCUGAGAUUUCUCCCUUCCUCCUCUUUAUCAUUGCUAAUAUCCCCCUGCCUCUGGGAACAGUCACUAUCCUCUGUAUCGACUUGGGAACUGACAUGGUUCCUGCCAUCUCAUUGGCUUAUGAAGCAGCUGAAAGCGAUAUCAUGAAGAGACAGCCUAGAAACCCCAAAACCGACAAACUGGUGAACGAGAGGCUUAUCAGCAUCGCCUACGGACAGAUUGGUAUGAUGCAGGCCACAGCAGGCUUCUUCACAUACUUUGUGAUUCUGGCAGAGAACGGCUUUCUGCCCAUGGAUUUACUGGGAAUUCGAAUGCUCUGGGAUGACAAACAUGUAAAUGACUUGGAGGACAGCUAUGGGCAGCAAUGGACAUACGAGCGUAGGAAGAUUGUUGAGUUCACCUGCCACACAUCCUUUUUUGCAAGUAUCGUCAUCGUGCAGUGGGCUGAUCUGAUAAUCUGCAAGACCAGGAGGAACUCCAUCCUGCAGCAGGGCAUGAAGAACCGUAUUCUUAUUUUCGGACUGUUUGAAGAGACCGCCCUGGCUGCUUUCCUGUCAUACUGUCCUGGCAUGGACAUUGCCCUGAGAAUGUACCCUCUCAAGCCAUGCUGGUGGUUCUGUGCCUUCCCCUAUUCGUUGCUUAUCUUCCUCUAUGAUGAGGCAAGAAGAUACAUCCUCAGACGCAACCCAGGCGGUUGGGUGGAGCAGGAGACCUACUACUGAGCCACAGUUGGACAUAAUUUACUGCCAUGUUACAUACUAGUUUGAGGCAUCACACAAAUUCCAUCAAUAAGUUAAUUUAUUGAUUUACAUGUCAAUAAAACCUGACUCAACUAUUAUGUAAAACAA